Sebastes umbrosus (honeycomb rockfish) is the source of this 7763-nucleotide messenger RNA. RefSeq names its product rho GTPase-activating protein 23-like. The transcript is spliced from 24 exons. The record is from RefSeq and is a predicted model, not a curated record. Bases 919 to 5838 code for a protein of 1639 amino acids. Gene Ontology annotation, molecular function: protein binding. NCBI's taxonomy places the organism in Eukaryota, Metazoa, Chordata, Actinopteri, Perciformes, Sebastidae. Gene Ontology annotation, biological process: signal transduction.
UGCUGUACUAUAGAGCAUGGAGGGGGACACGCUGGAUCUCUUAGCAGCAGCUUGGGAUUGGAUCCAAUUCUAAAAUCUGCUCUGACAACAAACUGCCUUCUCAGCUCAACUGGUCCAGCAGCAGAAUUCAACUUGUCUGGGAUGGAUCCGCUGCCAAAAACCCAGAGUGGAGCACUACACGUUUAAGCCGAGUCGCACAGCAGCAACUGACCACUACUUCAGUGAUGAAAUGAGUGUGCUUUUUUUCUGACAUCGGGACAAUCCUGCUCUGAAAGCAGUGAAGAGGACUAGUUGGCAUUUGAGAGGGCUGUGAGCUAACGCUGCCACUGUAGUAACCCUGGGACCAAAUGCUGUUUCUAAUGCCAUUUCACAUUGAAAAAGCCAGGAUGCUAUUAAAGCUUUCAUCAUCUAGAACUGUGAACUGGACUAAAUGAAGAGGUUGAAAACGGUUUCGAUCACAGAAAUUUGCCUAAAAUUUCAAAGAUAAGGACCAAAUCAAACCCAGAUUGGUGAAAAAAAUGAGGACUAGCUCGAGAAAACGUGGUAGAAAACUGGACAAAAUAUGUCAAAUGAAGUCUAAUCCAAUGGAUUCGAGGAUCGGCAUGGCUUGUUUGAGAUUCAAGAAACACGAUCUGAGUUGCCCAAAGGAAGAUGUACACGAAUAAUGAAGCUUAAUCCAACUCAAGGAUUACAAAUUCACACAUUGAAGACUUGGUGCUCUGCGUCCACGGUGCUGACUGUGACUCUUGAGUAGUUGACUUAAUGUGCAGAAGUGUGUUUUCCAUUGAUUUACCCUCGAUUGUUGCUUCUGGCCACGAUGCAUCGAGAAGAGAUUGCGCGGAGGUGACCGGAGAUCUCAGUUGUGGGGUCUGAAGCCUUGCGUGUGUGUUUAGUGUGUGUUCGCUGCACAGACUGUACAUGUGUGGAGGUGCUAUGCUGAGGGUGUCAGGCGUCGCACCAGCUCCGUCGGGCCACGAGUGGCGAUUUCAGUGUUCUGUCGGCGUGGACUGCAGCGACGCCGAACCUCGCUGUAUCUGGCUGGCGGUUUUAAGGGGUGUUUCGCCUCACAGCUCACCCCGCCCGACCCCCAUCGCGUCACCGAGAAGACGGGGCUCCCGGAGGGUCAUCCAGCGCCAUCGCUUGUCCUGGGCUAAAGGACGGAGAGAUGGCAUGGUGUCGUCCAACGAGAACAGGCGCCGGCCGCUGUCGUCGGGCGAGGUGGAGGGCGUGUCGUGGCAGGGCCCGCGGACCAUUUAUGUCCCAAAGAACUCGCAGGGAUUCGGCUUCACUCUGCGCCACUUCAUCGUCUACCCACCAGAGUCCUCCCUCCACAGCCUCAAGGAUGAAGAGAACGGAAAUGCAACUGGAAAAGCAGGAGGUCAGCGGUCUCGUUUGGAGCCAAUGGACACCAUCUUUGUGAAGAAUGUCAAAGACAAUGGCCCCGCGCAACAAGCCGGACUGUGUACAGGGGACAGGCUGGUGAAGGUGAAUGGGGAGAGCAUUCUGGGUAAAACCUACUCUCAGGUGAUCACACUCAUCCAAAACAGUGAAAACAUUCUGGAGCUCUCUAUUAUGCCCAAAGAUGAGGAUGUGUUGCAGUUGGUAAGUGCGUACUCCCAGGAUGCCUACCUGAAAGGCAAUGAGCCAUAUUCAGGCGUGGCCCAGAACCUCCCUGUGCCGCCGCCUCUCUGUUACCCUCCCAGCAAGCCCAGCCCGACCUCCCCGCAGCCCAGUCACAACCUCCACAGUCCCCUGGACAACUGGCAGUGCCGUCCCGGCCCCGCCGCCUCUCCUCUGGACAACCGCCCCCCUGCUGCUUCUACCCCGACCUCCGGCUGGCCCGGGGGUCCCGAGGAUUCCGCCGACCACAUUGCCCCGCCGGGGCGGCACAGAGGCCGCUCCUCUUCGGCCAUCAGCGUACUGGACUUUCACUUUGCUAACCACAAUGCUGCCAUCGCCUCUGCUACUCUGCCUCCGCCGCGGAAGAGCAGCCUGCAGGCCUCUGCCCGCACUCGCGCCGACACUCUCUGCCACCAGGCUCUGUCGGACUGGUACUACAGCCAGGCUGAGGCCGCAGAGAGCAUGUCCCCCCGCCACCGCAGUAUAUCUCAGGACUGUUUAGCGGAGCUGGGGCUGGGGUUGGCUCUCGGCCCCGGGCCUACACCUGCUUCCACGACCUCUGCGGAGCAACGCAGAAGAGAAACCCUCCUGUGCCACCACCAGGCAGCUGCUGCUUCCCAUGAUUCCUAUUGGCUAGGGGGCUGGGGCGGUGUAUCAGGACCAGGGAGCAGGUCAUGCUCAGAGAGCCUCCUGGCAGCCUACGCCGAGUACGAGCACAACUACGGGCGUUCUGUGGAAACACUGGCACAAGCCUCCGCGCUGGUGUCACCGCACUACGAAGACUCACCACACGGCUCCCAAAUGGCCAAACUCAGAGAGCAGAAGGAGCAGAAAGUCUCAGCAGGUCAUCAGCACAAAACCACAGUGAUAUACCCCAUCACAGCCUCCUCCACAGUGCCUCCUAGUGGCAGGCAGUCGGGUCAGCAGGUAGCUGAACCCCAAACAAGGCGAGUAAAAGAAGAAGAAGAGCUGGUGGGCUACAAAAGCUACAGCCCUUCUUUCUCCCGCAAAGCUGGCCACCUCCUCCAGCAGGCCCACUCCUUCAGAGAGCCCAGCUACAGCGGCCCUCACCUCAACUGGAGCCCCGGCAGCAGAGGCAGCCCUGCAGACGGCAGCGAGGACAGGGUGGUGGCACCCAGGCCCCAGUCUACCCCCGCCAUGUCUGCGUCAGAGGAGGAGAGAGCCCGGCUGGGCGAGGACAGGGGUCAGGAGGACGCCUCCCCCAUCUCCCUGCAUCAAGAGGUGGUCCUGAGGCAGAAGCCGCCGUCCGGCCGCCGAACCCCCGUUCAGGCCGCUCGACAUCCUCACUACGCCACGCCUGUGGAGUCGCCCGAGUCGCCUGGUUUGGAACCUCCGCGAGGGACCCCCUCUCCUGUCUCUGGGGGGCCCGGCCCCAACCGCAGGGCUAAUGGUAGCCUGGCACAGCAUGCAUACAACUCCCUGUCCUCUAUUCCCUUCAUAGAUGACCCCAUCAGUCCUAGCACUGACCUACAGGCCUGCUAUGUACCAGCCCACUCUGUUGUGUCCAGUUCCCAGGCCUCCACUAUGGCCUCCCCCACUACCACCUCUGUCUCCCCCACCCUGUCCUCCGUCUCCCCCUUUGUCCGACUACGUGCUCAGGACUUCAGCAGUAUUAAAGGCCGCCGCUCCUCUUACUUGCUGGCCAUCACCACUGAGAGAUCAAAGUCCUGUGACGAGGGUCUCAACACCUUCAGGGAAGAAGGCCGCGUCUUCUCCAAACUACCAAAAAGAGUCAAGAGCUUUUUCACUGACGGGUCUCUGGAGAGCCUGCGAGCCCAGGAGGAGGCGCGGUCCAAACGCCACUCCACCUCCGAACUGGGAACCAUCACCUUUAGCGAUGUUCGCAAGGAGGGCUGGCUGCACUACAAACAGAUCCUCACAGAGAAGGGAAAGAAAGUAGGAGGCGGCAUGCGGCCGUGGAAACGCGUCUUCUCCGUGUUCCGUUCCCAUUCGCUCUUCCUCUACAAGGACAAGCGAGAGGCCGUCCUUCACGGGGCUGGUGCGGGGACCAGCCAGGAAGAACACCCUCCAAUCAGCAUCCGCGGCUGCCUGAUCGACAUCGCCUACAGCGAAACCAAGCGCAAGCACACCUUGAGGCUGACCACGCAGGACUUCUGCGAGUACCUGCUUCAGGCCGAGGACAGGGACGACAUGCUGGCCUGGAUCAGGGUCAUCAGGGAGAACAGCAAGACCGACAACGAGGAGAUUGGUUUCUCAAGACAAGCUCUCAUCAACAAGAAGCUGAAUGACUACAGAAAACACAGUCUGACAGGUAGUAAGCCCGACUCCUCUCCCAGAGCCCACCGUAUGAUGCCUCCCUUCCUCCUGGCGAAGACUGACAACACCUCAGUGAACCGAGCCUCCAGAACCGAUGACAACAAGGCGCUGUGGGGCAUCAACAUCAUGAAGAAGGCCAAGAAGACGGGCAGUCCGAAGGCUUUUGGCGUGCGACUGGAGGACUGUCAGCCUGCUGUCAACAAUAAAUUUGUCCCUCUGAUUGUGGAGAUGUGCUGCGGUGUGGUGGAGGAGACGGGUUUGGAUUACACCGGUAUCUACCGGGUGCCGGGGAACAACGCCAUGGUGUCGAACCUGCAGGAGCAUCUCAACAAGGGCCUGGACAUCAACACUGCUGAGGAGAGAUGGCAGGACCUGAAUGUAAUCAGCAGCCUGCUCAAAUCGUUCUUCCGAAAGCUCCCCGAGCCGCUGUUUACUGACGACAAAUACAACGAUUUCAUUGAUGCCAACCGGAUAGAAGACGCAGAGGACAGACUGAAGACCAUGAAGAAACUGCUCCAUGACCUCCCAGAUUACUAUCAUCACACCCUUAAGUACCUGGUGGGUCACCUCAAGAAGGUGGCCGAUCACGCUGAAAAGAAUAAGAUGGAGCCGAGGAACCUGGCUCUGGUGUUCGGUCCCACUCUGGUGAGGACGUCGGAGGACAAUAUGACCGACAUGGUCACCCACAUGCCUGACCGCUACAAAAUAGUGGAGACACUGAUCCUGCACCACGACUGGUUCUUCAUUAACGGAGAGUUUGAUAAGGAAGAGAAGGCCCCAGCGGAUAAGCGGGACAUGCAGCCUGUGCCCAACAUUGACCAUCUGCUGUCCAACAUCGGCAGGGCGGGCAUGCCAGGGGAGGCAUCAGAUUCCACCACCAGCGAUUCUCUUAAGUCAAAGCUUUCUUCGCUCACCAAGAAGGACCUGAACGCCAGGGACUUCCUGCCCAUGUCCAUCAUCUCUGCUGUGACCCGCAAACGUAAAAAAUGCCUCAGCACCCACCUGCAGGACGACAGCAGCGCCGACGAGGACUCCGAGCACGAGCCGGUCAAAACCAGCAACUACGGGGGAGGAGAAGGAGGGGGAGGGGAGGAGGAGGAAGAGGAUAGAGGAGAGGAAGAGGCCGUUAAGGGAGAACAUACCGUUCCUAAAAAAGAAAAAAGGGAUGGAAGGGAAACUGGGGUGAAAGCUAGAGAGACCACUGAGGGACAAGAUUCAUUGGCUGGGGAGCAAGAGGCUGAAAAGGACGUUGGGAACGGAACAGGCAGCGGUGCGAAUCAUUUCGAAAAGGAGAGCAGGCGAAGGAAGACCUUGCCGGGAACCACGCCGCAACCUCGUCCAAACAGUUUCCACGGCUCACACCAUCAGAUCCAUGCCACAUACCCAAGACCCCCAGCGGUGUCUAAUCCUUCCCAUUUGAGGCCUCACAAUCCGGCCAGAGGACACCCCAUAGUCCCUUUCUGGAUCUGCCCCACCAGGCCUCCCACCCUCUACCAGGCCUCCAGCUUUUACGGGACCCAGCAGAACCCAGACUGGAACCAGUCAGCGCCAGUCCGCUACAGGAAGACGAGAGGUGGGAGGACAAGGGCGGUUUCCAUGAAUCUGGACCUUGAGCUGGGCAGGAGCGAGGAUGUCAGAGUCAGAGGACGGAGAGCAGAGAGGGUGGAGGUGAUCAGAGUCAUUGAGGGAACGCCAGGUCAGCGCGGAUGUGUUGGGGUUCCUCAGGGAUCAGUUGUAGGUCCUGGGUCAAUUCAGCAAAUAGAUCCCCUCCCUCGCCUUGCCCAGGAGUCUCUCCCCUCCUCUUCCUCGGGAUGGAUCGAUCAGACCUCCCCAGGAUCUCACACAGUGGUCCUGAGGAGAUCGGCCCUGGACCCUCGGGACAAGACGAGAGCGUGGCGUCGUCACACGGUGGUAGUUUAACCUCACCGUUUUCAUCUACUAACGCAGUACCAAGCACUUACUCACAAACACUAGAUCGACCUGUGUCGCUGCUUCUAAAGCCAAGUGUCCGUUAUGUCGCUUUAGGGAUCUCCGUUGUCUCAAGAUUAUUCCCUCUUUGGCUUUUCAUUGGCACUGAAGUUGGAGACGUGAUUCCGUGGUUAAAGGAGUUCUUUGACAUUGUGUGCAGCUGUAGAGUUUCAUUCCAAAAUGAGAGAUCCUCCAUUUGAAAAAAAUGCGAAACUCACUCGGAAAUUAACAUACAAAUUCUACGAUUCAACUACUUUUGAAGCUAUUCAUCUUUAAUCCUUUACUUAUAAUAUACCUGUAGAUGUAAUUAUCCAUGUCAUUAUAUAUGUUAGAAAAGAACAUUCGGGCUGAACACGGAAAAUUGAGAUCCUGGUAUUUCCGGGAAAUUCUCAACAAAAUCUGAUGAAUUUUUUUUCAGGAAAAAUACCUGUGGGGAUCCUGUGAUGUUCACAUACUACGCUUCCACACAUCUAGAUAUAGUCCGACCUUGAACUGCCGUUAUUAACCAGAAAGUGGCACGGUGAAGUUCAUCCAUGAGUCCUUGUGAAAAUAAGUGGUGCUCGAAGUUUGGCGAGAUGGUGUGUACUCGCAAGGGCUAGUUGAUUUACUGCAGCUGACAAGCUAACAUGCUAACACGCUUUCACGACAUAGCAUCAGGCGAAUUUUGUCGCUCGAGUUGAAAUAUUGCCACUCCCGCGAAUACACGAAUUUCGCAUCGCGUCAUUUACGUCUAUUCGCCUCUUUGCAUUGACUUACGUAAUCGCGCCGCACUAAAAGUUCGCUUCGCUCUUGGUGUAAACAAGUAGUAAUAAACUACAGUAGCUUCCACUGUUCUGGAUUUCCCUCCAGCUCUCCAUUCCCUCAAAGGUCAGCACUGUUAAGACGGUUUGCUAUCGGUCAGCGGUGCAAAUUCAAGUAUAGAAGUUUCAGGUAUUUACUUCACCCCCCCAUCGAUCACAACAAUUCCAUUGAAAUGAAUCGAUUUUGCUGCACAUUUCUUUUUAUGUCGGUAUGACCGGACCUUUAUGGCAGUAUAACUGGAUACACCUGGAGGUUUUUUUUUCAUGCUAAUAUGACAAUUCACUGUGUGUAUUCAGCUGUGUGGCAAAAUCUAUAUUUUUUUAGAUUAAGUGAACGAAGCAGAGUGCAAAAUCUGUAAGUGAAAAUGAUGCCAUAAUCCGUCACGCAGACCUCAAUAUCAAAAAAAGAGAAGUACGGAAAAGUAAAAGGCUUUGAACGCAACUAAAUGUCCAAGAACAAUGUUCCUGUUCCUUAAACCAGUGGUUCCCAAACUUCUUCACGUCAAGGACCACUAAAUUGACACAAAUUAGACCCCAUUUUUUAACAUUUUUGCUUUUAGAUAUUUUAUUACAGAAACUGCAUGAAACCCGUGAAUAAAACAGUCAUCAGUCUGUCAUUGUGUUAGUUAUGGAUGGAGUUAUAGUGAAAAUAAAUGAUUCUCCUUUUUGCUUUUAUUCCUCCUGUGGGUCCCCCGGAUCCCACGUUGAAAACCACUGCCUUAAACCACCAAGACAACAAGCUGAAAUAGCUGCAUGUGAGGGAUUUUCUUUUCAAGUUUUUGAUAUAUUGAUAUAUUCCCGGGAAGUAAUCCUUUCUAAAAUGACAAGAAAACCUUCCCCCCCUAAUGAACAUCCAUUAACCAUGUGAUUAUAGGCGUCUUUCAAACCAUUCUGAUGAAGUUGUUUGUAGACAAUAGAGUGCUGCAGGGAUGAUGUGUAUUUUUGUCGGCCAACCAGGAAGUUAGCAUCGCCCUGGAUUCCCGCGACAAAAAAGCCAAUUUCUGAUACUUACACGUUUUGUUCAGCAAGAUAAUAUCCACAAAUGAACACCACUUUUAUGAUUUUUGAAGCGUGGAC